GAGUCUGUGUUUUACUCCUUUAUCUCAGUGCAGCAUUACAGUAUGGCCUCAGGGCUGGUUUUUGGGGCUGUCUCUAACCACCAUCGGUUAUUUACGUGUGUCUGUGAGCUAUACGUUAAUCGUGGGUUUCCCAGAAUGCUGCGCUGCCCCGUGUAGUUUAGCUUGCGAGCUGCUGCAGCUGCACGAGCGCAAUACGGGGACACUUUUACCGGAGUCAGCAUCAACCGCACCGGGAAACUGCAGCACAUCACCCAGCGGAGAGAAUACGGCACAAGCGUCUGAAUCGUCAUGACAACAGAGCCAGGUUUAGAGUUGGAGGCUAAUCCGGAGGCCAGUGCUGCACCCGCCCAAACAACCCCGCCCGCCCAGGCCAGCCAACCGUGUCUCCCCGAGCAGUUUCCCCCAGCCGCCGCCCACAGCACCCCCCUCAGGAAAGAGCAGAACGGAGAGAGAGAGUUCGGAGGAGGAGGCGGCGGCGUCCCACAGGGGAAGGGCGAUUACCAGCUGGGCGAGGAGGACCUCGCCUCUCAGCGCUCGUCCACCAGCAGGCUCUCAAGGUCCCCGGGGAAGACGGCCAAGAGGCCCAAGAACAUGCAGUGCAAAGUCACCCUCCUGGACGGUUCCGACUACACCUGCGUAGUGGAGAAACGGGACAAGGGUCAGGUGCUCUUUGACAAAGUAUGUGAGCAGCUCAACCUUCUAGAGAGAGACUACUAUGGCAUCUCAUACCGCGACAUUGAAAAUCAAAAGAAUUGGUUGGACCCUUCCAAAGACAUGAAGAAACAGAUUCGAGGAGUCCCCUGGAACUUCUCCUUUAAUGUGAAGUUCUACCCCCCAGACCCAGUCCAGCUCUCUGAGGACAUCACAAGGUACUAUCUCUGUUUACAGCUGAGAGAUGAUGUGGUGUCUGGACGCUUGCCUUGCUCCUUUGCCACACACACUGUGCUUGGGUCCUACUCUGUACAAUCAGAGCUUGGGGAUUACGACCCAGACGAGUUUGGCAGCGAGUACGUCAGCGAGUUCCGCUUCGCGCCAAAUCAAACCAAGGAGAUGGAGGAGAAAGUCAUGGAUCUUCACAAGAACUAUAAAGGGAUGACGCCAGCUGAGGCUGAAAUGCAUUUCCUGGAGAAUGUGAAAAAGCUGUCGAUGUACGGAGUGGACCUCCAUCAUGCCAAGGAUUCGGAGGGAGUGGAGAUUAUGUUGGGCGUGUGCUCCUCCGGUCUCCUCAUCUACCGUGACAGACUGCGCAUCAACCGCUUCGCCUGGCCCAAGAUCCUCAAGAUCUCCUACAAGAGGAACAACUUCUACAUCAAGAUCCGGCCUGGAGAGUUUGAGCAGUUUGAAAGUACCAUCGGCUUUAAGCUACCAAACCAUAGAGCUGCCAAGAGACUGUGGAAGGUGUGUGUGGAACAUCACACAUUUUUCAGGUUGGUAUCGCCAGAAACGCCACCAAAGAAGUUCCUGACACUGGGUUCUAAGUUCCGCUACAGUGGUAGAACCCAAGCCCAAACCAGGAGAGCCAGCUCGCAGAUAGUCCGACCGGCACCAAUGUUUGAGCGCUCCACCAGCAAGCGCUGCAGAAUGUCUCGCAGCCUGGAUGGAGCUCCUCAGCAGAGUACCCCCAAACACACAGCACCUCUAGUCCCCGGAGUUAAGCCACCUGCCACCUUAAACGGCACUAAACCAACAGAGAUGGGCACGGCCUUGUACGGGACUGCAAAGGGCUUCGCUGUGAGUGACCUCAUCACCACGGUGACGCCAGAGAAGAAGGCAGAGGAGAAGACAGCAGAGGAGGCGGCAGCAGCUUCCUUCCCCACUCCUUCCCCCGUCACCCCCAUCACCCCCAUCACCCCUGUCCCACUCCACGCAGCUAUCGGAGUGGUGGAUGUCCUGGAGGAAGAAGACGAGACAACGAGAGGCACAGAAUUCUCCCAAGCCAGCCCGCUAACACCCAUACGCCAGGACACUAAGACUGAUUUUACAGACACCGCUGUCGAUGGUGAUCUGACAGCCACAGAGUCGGAACAGGAGGACGAGUCAGAAAUGAGGACACAGCCCAGUUUCAUAAGGAGAAUAAAAGGAGAGAAUGUGUUUAUCAGACAUAGCAAUCUGAUGCUGGAGGACACGGACGACGGGCCGGACGUGCUGGUGAAACACCAGACCAACAUCAGCGAGCUGAAGAGGACCUUCCUGGAGCAGGGAGGGGACAAGCCAGGCCUCACCGAGUGGGAAAAGCGCCUCUCGUCCUCCCCUCUGCGCUCACCGCGGCUGGACGACGCGCCCAUGAUCGAGCCCCUCCUUCCUGACGAGACUAAAGAAGACGGGAAAGACGAGGACAUGAAAGACAUGGCUGAAGGGGCUUCCGAAACAAAGGACACUCUUCUUGAAACCAGCACUGCUGUGGAUUCUGAAGGGUGGGUAGUAGUAAGCAAAGUCCCCCCUAAGGUAGCAGAAAAGAAAAGCGUUUUCAACUACAAAAUAGCGGCAGUGACUAACACGGUGGAGGACGGGGAGCGUGACAGCUCCGAGUUCAAAACCUUAGAGAGCCUCCACGGCGAGGCCACGGCCAAGACCGAAGAGGUCCGUGAGAAGGCCUACACCCUGGGCAAGUCCUAUGACACCACGUCGGGGAAGAUUGUCACCAUGACGAGCCGGGGCAAAGACGGGGACCUGCCGUCGCCCUCCUACCCGCUGAGGAGCAUCCCUGACCAAACUGCCACCGCCGUGAAAUUUAUCCCAGUGGACACGGAGGACGAGCUCUCUGACCCGGUGCUGACGAAGCCUGCAAAGGCGGCACCACCGCCGGUUUCCGUCAAACCAUCUUGGAGCCCUGGGCAGGGUGUCGGAGCAGUGAGGGUGGCAGCGGUGGCAGCGGCGGCAGUGGUCAUCGGCUCCGGCGAGGAGAUCGGUGACUCUGAGGAGUCGGAGCUGAGGCCGCGGGCGGACCCUUCCCUUGGAGACAGGACGUCCCCUAUGAUGAGAUCGCCGAUCCGAACGCCGCUGAAGUCCCCGGCCAAGUCCCCCGCGCCGGACAUGCCCCACCUGAGUCCCGGCCCUGUGUCCUAUUUAGCCAAAACCUCCCCCACCGCCAGAGUGGUACCUAAGCCCACCUUUGAGGAGAUGUCUCCGGAGCUCAUGGCUCUCUUGCAGUCGGCCCGCGAGCAGCCAACCACCCCCGGAUGGGCCCCCACUUCUCCCCAUAGUCAGGCCUUCACCAAGCCCUUGGACAGCCCGGAGAAGCUGCAGGUGACGAAGGAGGGUCAUUCCGAGGAUGGAGCCCAGGUUCUGGAUCAGCUGUCGGACUUGGACCAGACUGCCACACAGCUCUCCUCAGUGCUCCAGACAGAGGUCAUGACCUUCAGCAGCUCCAUGGCUGGGGAAACGGAAGAGCUGGUGACCCAGGAAGUCCCUGUAAUACAAACCGAAAUGAAGACCAUUACAUAUGAGUCACUGCAGGGUGACACAGACAGCGAGGCUGAGCCCGGAGUGCUCCUGAGCGCCCAGACCAUCACCUCGGAAACAACAAGCACCACCACCACCACGCAUAUCACCAAGACUGUGAAGGGCGGCAUCUCAGAAACGAGGAUCGAGAAGAGGAUCGUCAUCUCAGGAGAUGCAGACAUCGACCAUGACGAGGCCCUGGCUCAGGCUAUCAAAGAGGCCAAAGAGCAGCAUCCCGACAUGUCAGUGACCAAAGUAGUGGUCCAUAAAGAGACUGAGAUCACGCCAGAGGAGGGUGAAGAAUGACAGCAGGACUAACACCUCAUGCUUAUGGAUCUUGUGUUUCACACUGUACGGCGGAAACGGGCGCUUGGGGAAACGUCGAUCACGCUAACAGCACCAUAAACGAUUGGAUACUACUUCAUCUAAGCACUUCUGGAGUAGCAUCACACUCUCCCACUGUCACCCACCCAGGCUUACAAACCCACAUGGCAGUCCAGUCCAGUCCACUAUCGGAUCAUGUAUUCUGCAUGAAAAGGGAACAAUUCAGCAUUUUUGUAAAGAGGAAAAAAAUAGUGAUAAAAAAAAAGAAACAUUUUAGCAGAAAUGAAUCUGUGUACAUUUUACUCAACCUGCGCACUCAGUCUAAAGGGACAAGAAUGUAUGUUAGAGGUGUUUUGAAAAUAUUACUGAUAUAGAUGACUACAUUUUAUUUAUUAAAGUAAAGCUCACUCCACAAGUGAUACAAAUAGGCUGUACCUAUACGAGCGCACAAUAUUUAACCAUGCAAUAGAUGUGCCAUUCAUAUUGCCAAGCUCUGCGUCCCUCACCCACAUCUACAACUCUUCUGUCUUAUGGAUUUCUUUACUGCUGAAUGUUAUAAAACAGAGAGAUAGUGGGGGGUAAAAUGCAUAGAACUACUUUUGUAGGUCAUUUAACUUAGAACGUUAUUUUGUUAUUUUGAAUGUUAUUUUGUUUUUACUUGAAUUUACUUUUUCUUUUCUUUUUUGUUUCUUUGUUAAUUUACCCCCUCCCCCAAAUACUGAGGUGGAAAUUGAAGGGAGGCAGCAUCUUUUGACUUUUAUUUCUGUAAACGAGUGAGUUUGAUAGCUGCUGCUGCUGCUGCUGCUGCUGAAUUGAACUGCUGCAGAGAGAGUGUAUUUACUGUGAAAUGGUCUACUCUGUGCCCCUCUGCCCUGCUCUGAAAUCCAUCCUAGAAUUGUCCCAGCCUGUGAUGGCACAUUAAGCCUUAAACUGUACAGAGUGGAUAGAACCCCAUCCUGCCCAAGAUAGCUCAAACCAUGUGUGUGUGUGUGUAUGUGGUCCUUGUUUCUUUUUUUUCAACAGCUUCAUGUGUUGGUCAUUCUGAAACCUUCUGUGUCAGCUGAAAACCAUCCACGUUGAAUGAGUUUCCCACAAAAGCUGAAAUAAAACCAUAAAUUCACUUU
Clupea harengus (Atlantic herring) is the source of this 4889-nucleotide messenger RNA. RefSeq names its product erythrocyte membrane protein band 4.1 like 3a (gene epb41l3a). Gene Ontology annotation, cellular component: cytoskeleton; plasma membrane. Lineage: Eukaryota; Metazoa; Chordata; Actinopteri; Clupeiformes; Clupeidae. The record is from RefSeq and is a predicted model, not a curated record. Gene Ontology annotation, biological process: cortical actin cytoskeleton organization; actomyosin structure organization. Gene Ontology annotation, molecular function: actin binding; structural molecule activity.